UUGCAAAAUCACUUUUAUUAUGCGCCCGAUGUUUAAAGAGAAAGUUUCGUGCGUAACAUGUAAUAUAUGUUUAAGCUUAUAGAGUAAACAUGUUGUGAACAUAUUUUAGUUAUUCCCUUUACAAUUUUGUAAUCUCAACGGACAUAGAGAAUAGUAGACAUACAACCUAUUGCGUCGUUGUCAAAUCUUAUCUUAAUCUAUUGUGUCUUAAAUAUCUACGUUCUAUAUUUAGUUUUUUUAUUCUUGAUAAUCGGAAUUAAACGAAAGGUCAUCAAGUUUUAAUAAAAAAAUCUUAUAUAUGCUACUAUUUUCUUCAGUGAUUUGCAGUUUCACAUCUAGUGACGUUGCUGAAAUAUGCAAAUCCGAGAAAUUUUUAGAUCCUAAAAAUUCGUAUAAAUAACAGAAGCUAUAAUUUUAUCAUUUAAAUAGCAAAAUCGAUAUCUAAACGAAUUAUUGAAGUGGAGGAAACUUUUGUAAUAUUAAGCAAUAGAAAUGUAGAUUCUUGUUGUUUCCAACGGAGAUGCAUAGCUACGUUUAUAUCUCUACUUGAAACAAUUAGCAAGGCUAUCGCGGCAGCUGUUUAACAGUAGCUUUUCUUCCCUUUCGAUUCGUAUAUGUAAUUAUUCGAUAAUGACAAAAGUCAUAUCGAUAACAUUUUAUUCAUUAAUGUCAUUAUCCUUCAGCAGGCACGUCUAUAAUUAAUAAAGCUGAAAGGUAACAAUAUCUGUAUAUAUCACGCAGGCUCGGCCAACAGUUAUUAUUACUCCUGGAACAAACAAGCUGCUUGCCUACGCUAAAUGCAGAAGAGCUAAUUUUAUCCGGGGUAAUGUUAUAUUACGUUAUAUCUCUACAAAGUUUGUAUCUAAUAAUAUUUAUGUCGCGGUUGCGUAUCAAUGAAAUUUCGACAUUGAUAUAAUCAUAUAAUAUUUGUUAAAUAUUAUGUUCGUUUAUUGUGUAACUCAAAUCUUAUAUACUUAAAUAUAUUUUCUAUUAUGUUCCACAUGUUGUUUACUCUCUUACUUAUUUAUAACAUGGAGUCACAUAUGUCAUCGUAUACUAAAGUUCAUUAAAUGACUUAGCACUUCCAGAAUAAAAGGUUAAACAUUUUCGGUCGAGCACAUCGCGCUCUAUCGUCAAAUUUUUAUCUCAGUUGGACAUUUUUUGGUGAAAGAUUAAAUAUAAUAAUUUAUGUAAUAUUAAAUAAAUAAAUAAAAAUUUUUAUAAUUGUAAUUAUAUAUAUUUAGAUAACAUAUAUUUGACCGAAAAAAAUGGUUAUAUUAAAUUAACAUUUAAGUUCUUCGGCAUCGAUAAAUCUCAAUAUAAAGAAACUGUAAUUUCGAACGUUAAUGUUCAAACGCAAUGUGCAACUUGUUUUGUUCUAUGUCCGUUAUGCUACUCACCAUAAACAUAUCAAUCAUUCUAAUUACAUUCACUAUAUUUACAAAAAUUAAAGCUUUUAUAAGCUUUUACAAAUGACAAUUGACGAUAAGUAUAAACACUUUUAUAAAUUCAAAAAAUUCUUUUUUGUUAUUUUAACACAAGCUAUAACUUUACACAUAUGUACACAUUUACGUAAUAUCAAUUGUAAAUGGUAUUCUAUCUUACUUGUUAUAACAAUAAAAAAAUAAUUAAUAUAAUAGAACACAUGCCUGUAUUUUAACAACAUUCUAUCUCGACUUUCUAUUUUAAUCUUUCAAUUUGCUUGGAAAGUAAAACUCGACAUGUGAUCAAAGAGAACUGCUAACAGUCAAUAAAAGUUCUACCCGGUUUUCAUUUCGCACUGGCGCAAUUUUUGUUUGACGAACAAAUACAUGGUUCAAUGUGGUUCACAUAAAAAAGAUUCAACUAAGUAAAAUAAAGUUUCUCUUUCCUAAAUGUUAAUUUCGCGAUCGCUGUUUAAAUAUACGUUUAUAUUCUAUCGGUACGUACGGUGUAUCACGAUUAAUUAUCUAGAUUAAAAAGGUUUAGAUUAAUUGUUCAAUGAGUCGAAUUAACUUAUUAGCAAGGAAUAACAUGGUGAAAUAUAAUCUUGAUCAUUUAAUAAUCAAGACAGUUAAUUAUUUACAACAAAAUGCUUAAUUAAUCGCGAUGGAGCGAGCGAACAAACAAUACGACGCUUCCACGUUUAAGCGUCCCCAUAUCCUUGCACCAUUAAUAUUUAUAACAGCGUUAUCAUCAAACUUCAUCAUCGUUUGCCCAUCAAGGGUCUAAAUGCGUGGCCGUCACAAAGAGAAAUCCUAAAACAACGUCCCUGUCCACCCCAUAGUUCGUGUCGCCGCCACCACUGGCCGGCAAGCAAGCACAGGCAGGCUGGCAGGCUGGCAGGCAGACAGGCCAGGGGUGCAGGAACGAGCGGGGUCGACCCUGCGCGCAGCCUCCCCAGUCCACCCCGAAGAUUCAGUCGUCGUGCGGCAGAGGAGGGCCGAGGAGCGCCCGGUCGAAGCGCCGAGGUCCUCUCUCCACUCUCGUCGUCUUCUAUCUCCACACGCGUGUCUCUUUUUAUCCGCCUCGCGUUCUCUCUUCGUCUGGACCAGACUGAAAACGACCGGCUCCCUCUAUCGCUCUCACUCGCCCUUCCCCCCUCCUCUCUCCCUCUCUCUUUGUCUCCCUUUCUCUCUUUAUCUCCCUCCGCGAGUCGCGAGUGAAAACGAGCCGGGCAGCGCCGCGCCGACCUUCACCAUUUUGGUACACGCAGCACGCGACGUACGGCCGUAAAGCCGCACGUCCACACCACCGAUCCUGACGAAGGGAAUCCGCGAGAGGAGCCCUCGCCGAAUUUUGCCGGAAUGCGCGCGGGGCGGCCGGUCCGCUGCGUGAAUUCCGUGACGAAACGACGGCGACGCCGGUCUGGGGGUUGCUAGCCUCCCUCAACUCCGCCUCUCAUUCCUGUCACUCUAUUCGUUUCUCGCUCGCGCUCUCUCGCUCCCUCUCUCUACUACGAAGGGUGGGUGGUGAUACGCCGGUGGCAGUGGCGGCAGUACUGUGUGGAUGCUUGUACCGGUGGGUGCUCUCUCUAGUGUGGUAGUAAUAGUAGUGGUCCCUGGUGUUGGUGACGAUGCUGAUGCUGCUGCUGUUGGUGGUGGUGGUGGUGGUUUAAAUUUCAGCCGCGUGCACGGGUUCACCUACGUGAGCCAUUACACGGGUCCUCGGCUUUCUCGCCGACUGGGAAGGCUAUAUGAGCGGUCACGGUCCACGGACGCAAAUUCUGACCGCCUUCGUCUACGUAUUCCUUUCCUCUCAUCGCAGUCGUCGUCCUCGUCUCCUCGCAUACCAUCCGGUGUGCUGACGUGUGUCCGACGUGUGCUCGCGCUACACGCCGAGGCUUUGCUCGCUCAUCUCCGACCGAAAUUUCCGGUGCGUUCGAUCCCUACGUGACAGCACGGCCAACCAUAAUAUCGUGUAUGCGCGUGCUUUGUUGAAAGGAUGCAUCGUACCGCCGCUGCGCUGCCCUCGUCGUCUCGUACUGAUUGCUGAGCUGCGAAAUGCGAAAAGAUGUCAGGAUGUAUCGUUGCACUUCGCAAAUGCCGGAUGAAAAUCCCGCCGUUCUCAGCGAGAUCACAGCGGAUAACUGGGGGAGGAAAAUGCGAUAGUCGAGAUAGAGGGCUAUUUUUCAGGAUUAUUCGAACAAUUUAAGAGAUGGCUCGAGUAUCAAUGACAAGCAUAUAGUAUCUCUAUUUUAAACACAAUUUCAGCUUAUCAGGAUUACGUUGCUCGCUUUAAAGAUGCAAGAAAAGUAUAAUUAACUGCUAAUAUCACUUCGGAAUGUAUUACAAGUUAAUCGUAGGUACUAAAAUUAUAUCUUGGUGACAAAUAAUCUGUCGCACUUUCGGACACUUGUGAUGAUAUUUUUUAAUAAAAGCUUUUUCCCUCUGCUGGAGAAUUCCCAGAGGUGCGAGCCGCACCUGGGCUUCGCGCUCGGUGUUCAAUGCUUUGACUCGAGUUUUCGCGAGAGUGCGAGAGCUUUCUGCAGCAACAAGCGUGUACGUGCCCGUAAGCUCAAAGCGGCGUGGCACGAUCUCGCGAGAAAUCUAUUCGAGCGAAUCGGCGGCGGCGUCGGCGGCGGCGGCGGCAGCAGCGGUGCGGCACGAGAGACUUCCGAGGGGAAUACGUGCAACGCGAGAGAUGCCAGCCUUCGUACCGUUCGCGCCGCAUCCUGGGAGAUACGUCACGCCGCGGGAACUACGACGACUACUACGUUCGUGGGAGCACUCGGCGGUUUUACACUUUUCCACUAAAUCAGCCGUUAACGUCCCUACGGAUGCCCCGAUCUACGAUCGAUAAGCGCCCGCGAGAAGCGUCUCAAUUCGACCGUCGUGAUUCUUUCGUUGACGUCGAACGCCUCCUCCGCGGCGGAGGAGAGCGAGAGAGAGAGAGGAAGAUUCCUCGCGAUGCGCGUGACGGGGAAGACAUACGAGCAAGAAAUGGAUGGGAAAAGUACGUUCGAAUCUUAGCCCGCUCUGCCCCGUAAAUAGCGUUUUGUAACCCCCGUCACGUGAAAUCGAUAUCCCUUAAGAGCCGGUCCGUGAGGUCGUUCGUCAGACCUCGGUGCUGCCUGUUUCAUCCCCCCGUGCAAGUGGAAGAGAAAGAAAGAGGGGGCGCGCGCCGAGUCUGCGGGGAGUCUGCGGGUGGAGGUCUGCGACAGGAACGGGGCUGAAUAAAAGAAGAUGCACAGGAAAAGGCCAACCUUCCUCACCGACAUGGGACUGCUAAUGUUCUUAGCGGUAACGGCCUCUCUGUUGGGUUAUUGCCAAACGGACGAAAAAGUGUCGUUUUACGGGGCGAGCUACAUCCAUCUUCCGGUUCAAGAGGCCAAGAAUGCUACUGACAUUAGUUUCCGGUUCCGAACUCAUCUCGCCGAUACUAUGCUGCUAUUGGCUGCUGGCAAGACGGAUUACUGCCUGAUCAAACUUGAGGCCGGUAGAUUGAAGGUACACAUUAAUCUGGGCGCUGGUGAGAAUGAGAUGGCAAGCAUCCGCGGGCUGACACUGAACGACCUUAGCUGGCACGAGGUCAAUUUGACAAGACGCGAGGCCAACAUCAGCCUGCAGAUCGAUGUGAUAUACACAACGCGGUCCCAGCUGCCGGGUCGCUUUUUCGAGCUGAACAUACACUAUGGCGUUUUCAUCGGCGGGCAGGGCGACUUCAGCGAGCUAUUUCUAGGUCACACGGAUUAUAUGAGAGGAUGCAUGGCUGACAUAAUUUACAACGGCGCCAAAGUUAUAGAGCACGCCAGGUCGAGGAAGGGCCAGUCGGAGGCAACAGCCGUAACGUGGGGCUGCUCGCCGGAAUUCGACGCCACGAGGAGCACGGAAGUCAGCUUUGUCGAGGACGGCGCCUUCGUCGCCAUUCCGCGCCCCAUUCCGCGCUCCGGUUCAAGAUGGGAAUUCGAGCUGAAGACCGGCGCCGACAGUGGCCUGUUGCUCUAUAACACGGGACAAUCAUCUUACGCCGAUUAUCUCGGUAUCGAGCUGUUCGAGGGUAAAAUUCGACUAUUGAUGAACAAAGGGAACGGUCCGACUGAGUUGACGCACGGUACCGUGGUGGCUGACGGUAAAUGGCAUAGUGUAAUUGUGGAUUUCAAUCCGAGCGGUCUCGGCAUCGCCGUCGAUCAUCACGAGAAAACAAUGGCUCUGCCGUCCGGCGGCAAUCGGUUCCUCGACCUGGCGGACACAUUGUACAUCGGCGGCACGGAAUUGAAUAAGCGCGCCCGGGCCUUAGGCAAGGGUCUUAGAUCCGGCGACCUGAGUUACAAGGGAUGCAUACGGAACAUGGUUCUCGAUAACAAAGACCUCGGUUUACCGGACGUCAAGGUCAGCCAGGGUGUCGUCGUGGGCUGCGUCUGGGGAUAUCCCUGUAUCGAGGCCGAUCCUUGCGUAUCCGGUGCAUCGUGUAUGCAACUAGGUGUCAACUCGUUCAGGUGCAACUGCGAGCAGUCACUGUGCAUCAAGCCGAAUUACGCCGAGGACUACAAGAUUUACUCGAAUACCACCCUCCCUGUAAAUUUGGAAAUUCUCUCUCUGAGUCCUCUACUAGUCUCCGAGGGAGAGCACGUGUUGGUAACGAGCGAAAAUAUCGCAAUGGUGUUGGACAUCGCUAAAUACGGCGUGGAAGAAACUGGUGUCACGUUUACCCUGGUGACACCGCCAACUUAUGGAACGCUGGGAUUAGAUCUCCUAACAUCUCGAAAUGAUCAUUCUUUCACGUUGCAAGACAUCAAUCAGGAUAAGAUACAGUAUAUGCAUGACGGUAGCGAAACCACAGAGGACAGCAUGAUUCUGGAAUUGACGUUGGUGGCUGGGGCAGGCUAUACGCUUCCAGGAUACCUCCAAGGACGUCUAAGAUUCCCUCUUCACGUUAAUGUCACUCCUGUCAAUGACCCGCCGUUACUCGAGAUACCGACCGCAAAAGUGCUGCGUCUGGCCCAAGGUACAAGAAAAACACUGACCAAGGAGUUAAUAUGGGCUAUAGACGCCGACACCCCGUCGGAAAUGCUGAUUUAUACGGUUUUACGAGCAGAUACUGACGCCGGGCAUAUCGAGAGAGUUACUCAUCCGUUUCGACCUAUCGACACGUUCACGCAAUCCGAAUUAAUGCAAGGUCUCAUCGCCUACGUACAUCGUGGAAACGCUAAACCGAACGCAAUGUUGGGUUUGCAAGUGAGCGAUGGCAUCGAGAGUAGUCAGCCCGCGUAUCUACGUGUAUCAGCUUACCCGUUGCAAAUCAAGCUGACACACAAUACCGGCCUCAUUGUGGUGCAUCGUUCGUUCUCUUACUUGACACCAGCGAAUCUCUCAUUUGCUACAAAUUCGGACGACAACACCAUUGAAAUUCGUUACGAUGUCGUCUCGCCGCCACAAUUUGGUGUUUUGCAGAAAUUAAAGGACUCGAAUAGCUGGAUGAACGUAGACCAUUUCACCAGUCGGGACGUAGAAUUGCACACAGUUCGUUACCUUCAUAACGUCGGCAGUCCUAAUCAAGACGAAUUCAAAUUCCAAGCGAGCGUGCGCGAAGUGAAAACACAGCAGACCUACGACUUCCGGAUUACUUUCAUCGAUCUCGAGUUAAAGGAGACCAGAAGAGUACCUAUUAAUCUCACCAAUACGUCGAACAUCACCAUCACGAGUAACCACUUGAGGUACCAGACGAAUCCGCUAGUUACGUCACCAAGUAAGAUCAUCUUCACUCUUAUAACGGGACCAAGAUACGGCAAUUUAUUUAUAUUCGAACAUAAACUCGUGACGGGUCAUGCCUUCACGCAGGAAGAUAUCGAUACCGAUAGACUGAGCUACCGUCUGUUCAGACGAUCCUAUUCCAAUAUCCUCGAUGAAAUAACGUUUAAAGUUAACGCACCUCAAUGCGUCGAUAUAUACGCCAAUUUGAAAGUUCGAUAUUAUCUUGGUAAGAACAGCAAAUCGCUGGAGGGCGUGGAGAAUUUGAAAGUUGACGAGGGCUCGAAGGUACCUCUGAGAAUCACACAUGUGAAUCCAAAAGAAUAUGGCGUAUUCUCUCUGAUGUACAAUCUUACCGUGGAACCGAGUCACGGCUGGCUAUCUAUUGCGAAUAGUUCGAUAUCGCAGGAUCAAAAAAAUGUCUCAUUUUUUACCUUAGAAGACGCAUUGAGACAGACAGUUUAUUAUGUGCACGAUGAUUCCGAGACAAAAGAGGAUUCUUUCGAGUUUGUCGCAAUCUCCAUGGAUUCCACGGAUUUUAUGUAUGUCGGGAAAUUUCGAAUCGAGAUCAUCAUGAAAAACGAUAAUCCGCCAGAACGAACGGUCGCCAAAAUUUUUCAUGUCGUAUCGAAGGGCGAAAAACUGAUAACAAACAAGGAUCUGGCAUACGUGGACAAGGACAUUGGCACUAAAGUAAGCGAGCUUAUUUAUACCAGAAGGGAUGCUCGGAAAAGUGGAUUGUACAGGAUAACUAAUCCCUCGGUACAAAUACGUGAAUUUUCGCAACAAGAUAUCAACGAUGGCGUGAUACUCUUCCGGCAUCAGGGGGAUGAACACGAGAAAAUUGAAUUCGGCAUCACAGACGGUCACUUUUACAGAACUGGUGUUCUUGAAAUUGAAGCCAGCCCACCGUACAUCAGAUUACGCGAGAGUAAUGACUCGGUUGUUCAAUUUAACAAGUCCGUGGUGCUCCGAUCGAAAGAAUUGGAGAUAGAAACGAACGUGUAUGUCACUGAGAAGGACAUAAAGUGCAGCGUGUGGGAGAAACCGAAGUAUGGUAUACUGAUAAAACACGGUAGAGAGACAAACAGUUUUACGGAGGAUGAUCUGAAGCACGGUAAUGUGCUGUAUAAGCAUCUGGGUGGUUCCUCAACAAAAGAUACUUUUAGAUUUAAAGUGUUCGUUAAGGGCGCGGAUACCGAUGGUUUGUUCACAAUCAAAAUUUAUCCAGAGAGCUAUUGGGAAUCACUGAUUAUUCAAAACAACAAGACGAUAUUUGUCGAGGAAGCCACUAGCAUUCUCUUGAAUCGAAAGAGCCUCGAAGUAAUGCAUCCUAAAAUAUCGCCAACCGAAAUUGUCUAUUUCGUACGAGAAUGGCCGCAGAAUGGUUAUCUGGAUUUGCAAAUUCACGACGAGCACAGCGAGGAGACGAGGGAAGAGUACAGCGGUACCGCAGUGAAGCAUUUCGAGCAGAGUCUGAUAAACGAUAAUCGCGUCUUCUACGUUCAGUCGGUGAUGAAUCAGACGAACGAUCGUUUCAUCGUAGAUAUUACCAACGGUAUUACGUGGUUACGCGGUCUAAGUGUGAACUUUGUAAUAGUGCCGGAGAAACUCUAUGUUGAAGCGAAGAGCUUCACUGUGGUGGAGGGUAAGAGCGUGAUAUUGAGCGAGACGAACUUCUUGGUUGUGACGCCAUAUUAUGCCGGCAAGGUAUCGGAUUAUAGAGUGGUAGAGAAGCCGAGGCACGGCACAAUUCUCGACUCCACGAAGAACGUUCAAGUAAAGAAGUUUUCGCAGAAACAUCUGAACGCUGGGGUCAUAUUGUACAAGCACAACGGGGACGAAUUUUUGAACGAUUCCUUCAAGAUGAUAGUCACCGCCGGUGAUAAGAUGAGCGAGCCCUUUAACGUACCAAUUAUCGUUCAGCCUGUUAAUGACGAGAUUCCUGUGCUAGUGAAUAGAACUCAGCUAAAUGUAUGGCAAGGCGGAUCCGUUAUUUUGACGUCGACAAACUUAGCAGCUGUAGAUAAUGACACUGCCCCAUACGAUAUAACAUUCAACGUCACUGGAGUGAGAAAUGGAUACAUCUCAUUAAUCACUUCACCUGACAUGGAUAUUUAUAAUUUUACACAGAGCCAAAUCAAUGAAUUACAAGUGGUAUUUACGCAUACGAAUGGAUCUGACGGCGAGUUUGUUUUCGUUUUAAGCGAUGGCGUACACGCGACAAAGUCUUACACGAUUUUUGUCGCCACAAAGCCAAUUCAACUGAACAUCGAACGCAAUAUGCCCCUUAAUGUCUUCCCCCUUACUAGGAAAUUAAUAUCAGACAAACUCUUAUUAACGACAUGUUCUGACGAAGCGAGGGAGAUUAGGUAUAUUGUGCGAAAUGGGCCCCAUUUAGGCAAAGUUAUAAUGGAGACAAGUGAAGGGGUAUGGCUUGAGGUCGAGCGAUUUACUCAGAGAGAUAUAAACAAUAGCAAAGUGAUUUACGAGCACACCAAGCAGUUCAUGGACCUUACGGCCAACGACUCUUUCACAUUUGACGUCGAAACACACUUCACUGGAGCUUUAACAAAUCAGAUUUUCCAAAUAGAUAUAUCAGUUUCGAGCGGCGGCUUAGAUAGAUAUAUUUCCACGAGAAACGUGAGAGUCAUAGAGGGUGGCUCGGCGGAGGUAAUUAUGAAUAUAAGUGGAAUCGUAUCGUUUUUACAAAUUAACGCCGGAAUCCCGAAUCCUGCGGUAUUGUCGAGAUUGGUUCACCAACCCAGUCACGGACACGUGAUGCUCCUACCGGAUUUAAACGUGACCACUUUUACGCAACCGCAAAUCGAGGGCGGAAAAAUCGCGUAUUUCCACGACCACUCGGACACUUUGGAAGACCGCAUUCAAUUCUCGCUGUACUUGACACCCGGCCACGUGUUACUUUGCAACACCAGUAUUCCCGUCGUCAUCGAGCCGAUCAACGAUCAGCCUUUCAAACUUAUCACCAGCAAUCCGUCCAUCACGGUCGUGCAAAAUCAAAAUCAGACCAUCACCCGGGAGAAUCUUUUGACCAUCGAUCCCGACACUCCACCGGAAGAAAUUAUAUACGACGUGAUUUCAGGACCGACAUUCGGCAGAUUACUGCUUUUGCCGUUCGACCAAAAUACUUCGGAGGUGCGACCUGUUGAAAGAUUUACGCAAUACGACGUGGACUCUAAUCGAGUGGUAUACGAACACAAUGGAACACUGCAGACCGCUUCUUUCUACUUUAGGGUCUGGGACGGUGCCUACACUCCGAUCUAUACUGUCUUUAAUGUCAUUAUUUCAGCUAUACGAUUGAACGUGACGGUACCCGGUCCGAUAAAUUUGCAGCAAGGCUCGAACGUGGCACUUAUCUCGGAGAACGACGUUAAGCUUGACACAAAUGCGCGUCAAGAUCUGGUUACCUACGAGAUUACAACGCAUCCGAAACACGGAGUAGUAUACGUACGGGAUGACGCCGCGGUGACGUUCAAGCAGACCGAUCUGCUGUCGAAAAGCGUGAUGUUCAUGCAAACCGACAUGACAGUGUCGAACGAUAGCUUGGAAUUGUCGGCGCGAUUGAGCGGCUUCGAGCAGAAGCAUAUACGGAUAGAGAUCAAGGUCGUGCCUCUCAUGAUCAUGAACUCGAUGACGGCGUUGGCGGGUGAGAGGAAUCGAAUAACUCUACAAUAUCUGGACGCGACCCCCCUAGCGAAGUUAACAACCAGCAAUCCCCUUUACACCAUCGUGAAAAAGCCAAAAUACGCGAAGAUCAAGAGGAUUAUCAGGAGCUCCUCGUCGUCCGGCGAGAAAAGGGGCAUGCGCGAGCGGGAGGUGACGCGUUUCUCACAUCAGGAAAUUAUUUCUGGGGUGAUACAUUUGGUAUGCCGAAAAAUACCGUCGCUAGACGGUGUCGCGGACAGUUUCAGCUUCAUCCUCGCGGCGUCCAUUUUUCAGCCGGCCGUGGGCGAUUUCGAAUUCAACAUUAAGCUCGACAUAGACGAUGACAAUAUCACUUUGGGCGGUCCAAUGGAUCCGGUCGGCCACGAGGGCGAGAUGGCGAUCGCGCCGAAUAUGAGCAACGAUUAUCUGCUGAUUCUCGGAAUGUUGCUCGGUGUGUUCCUUCUCGGAGUGGUCGUGAUUAUCACGAUUAGAUGUCGGCACAACAAGUACAAGCACGCCGAGGAGGAGAAAGCGGAAGCUACACCCGCCAUCGGGGUGAUGCCGCUUCCUAGACCUCCGGAUCACUUGAUGCCUGCCACCCCACAUCUAAAGCCCUUCGAUAAUGAUCACAACAGCGUGACGGCCAGCACGCCUUUGCCGAUGCUGCCCUCGACAUUACCCCAGUGUAAAGUGAUACCCUUGAGCCCUCUGGAAAGCAGCUCGGAGGUCGACAUGUCCGCAAGAUAUCCCUACGGCGUGGCGGACGGCGAUGAAUGGAGUAGCUUCGACACUUCCGAUCUACCCUGCCAGUCGGCUACGACUCAAAGGACCAAGAAAAACCCGUUGCUAAGGAGGGAUCAAUACUGGGUCUAGCAAGAGAGAAACACGUUGCGGCUCACGCGAAGAAAGCCGUAGCGUCUCUCGGCGUAUUUCGUGCGUGAAAUUGAAACUAUCGUGGAUAUCAUGGACUUAAUGUGCCUAGGGAAAGUGAAAUCUGCGAUGAAGUUUGUGGAAGUCGUUUGAUCGAAGCCCGAGAUCGUCGCGCCGCACGUGUAUCGAACAAAUAGUGAAGUGACAUUCGAUGUUUUGGUGGAAAACUCAGCGAUCGUUGGCAUCCGUUCUCGAUGCGCGUUCGAUUUUAAUUAGGAAAAGCGAAAGAACUUUUAUAUUACGAGGGGAAGAAAUUGAAUAGGAUCGAUGAUCGAUAAUUCGCGAUCCGAGAUCGAUAGUUCGCAGUGUCUCGUGUAUUAUUAGCUCAAAAUGAUAUAAACAGGAAACCUAGAUCUUCUUGAAUGUCACGACUAUCGCCGCUAUCACGAGCUCAAUGUGCCUAAGAAAUGUCUGACUCUGCUGACAUUCUUUUCAUUAAUCACAACGCGUCGAUUUUUUCUUAUGCCCACACUACGUCUCUUCCUUCCGGCGGAUUAAUGAAAUAAACUCGAUUGUUAAAAGGCAGACCGAUUGUUCACUAAAGAAAGACUUUUUCAUGACAAAUUCAAUCCUGGUCUAAGCGAAAAAUCCGUCGGUUUACUGGCUCGUUUUAGAGUGCAGAUUUUCAAAAAAAAAAAAAAAAAA
Messenger RNA from Monomorium pharaonis (pharaoh ant), 12410 nucleotides. It is a transcript of the gene kon, whose product is annotated as chondroitin sulfate proteoglycan 4. NCBI's taxonomy places the organism in Eukaryota, Metazoa, Arthropoda, Insecta, Hymenoptera, Formicidae. The record is from RefSeq and is a predicted model, not a curated record. The transcript has 14 exons. Bases 4665 to 11708 code for a protein of 2347 amino acids.